UUCGCUAGAAAAAGAAAACACACCUCUGUCAGUCUGCUUUGGCUGAAAUUUUUUCCCAGAGCACCGUCGAAUUUCUCGGAUGCCGUGAGGGAGUUUUAUUAUUCGCAUCUUAUCUGUCUGCCAUUUGCCACGGAAAUAGUUGAAUAGGCCACUGAGGAAACUUCAUAACAAAAACCAUUCGCUCUCUGUAAACAGAUCCAGUAUGUCCGGAGUGUUCCGUAUUGGAGUUCGGUUUCUGAACCGGUCGACAUCUUCGAUAUCGAAUCCACUGCUGCUGGAGGGUAAGAUUACCUCGUCGAUUGUAAUUCCUGCCUGUAACAUUUCCGGCAAAACUUUGCGCGGCUCGAAGCUCAGCAAACCAAAACCGUUCCCAUAUCUGGAGAAGGAAUAUACCGCCUUCCAGGCCUGCAAGGAUGUCCUCUUCAAGACCACUACCAACCGAUUCGACGAAAACACGAAGGUCGUCGUUGUGGAUGGACCGAUAGCUGCUGGCAAAUCCGCUUUUGCAAAAGAGCUAGCUACCGAGUUGGAGAUGAAGUAUUUCCCGGAAGCGACCAUGGACAAUUACUACAUCAACUCGUACGGAUACGAUCUGCGCAAGUUGGAUCCGCAACUGCCCCCGAGCAUGCAGAGCUUUGAUGUGAGCAAAUUUCUGCAGAAUCCAAACGACAAGAACGUGGCCACGUUCCAAAUCCGUAUGCUGAUGCAACGUUACUCUCAGUAUAUCGAUGCUUUGGCUCAUCUCUUUUCGACUGGCGAAGGUGUCGUCUUGGACCGUUGUGUGUAUUCGGACUUUGUGUUCGUUGAAGCCAUGUUCAAGAAUGGCUAUAUGUCGAAGGGAGCCCGGUCCGUUUACUACGACCUGGUCAAGAAUACCUUCUCGGAACUGAUGAAGCCUCACUUGGUGAUCUACCUGGAUGUUCCGGUCAGUGUAGUGAAAGACCGCAUAAAGAAGCGUGGAAAUCCAGCCGAGGUCAACUCCAAGGCACUUACCGAUAACUAUCUGCAAGACAUUGAAAACAUCUACAAGCAGCAAUAUCUGAAGGACAUCAGCACCCACGCCGAACUACUGGUCUACGACUGGUCGAACCACGGUGAAACCGAAGUCGUUGUCGAAGAUAUCGAGCGAAUUGAUUUCGACCGGUUCGACAAGGACGAUACGCACAUGCGCGAUUGGCGUAUGGAAAACGAAGAAGAGUGGACCGAAGCCCGGGCACGCUACAUGGCCAAGCCGGAUCUGAUGAACUACUUCAACGUGCCGCGGUACGACGUGCCGGAGUUGAUCGUCACCCCCGAGGACUUCAAGAUUUGGUACGACCUGUGGUCCGAAGCUCCGGGCAUGAAGUUCCGCAAGGGCUACAAUGAGGAGUGCGGCGAUGGCGGUAUUUUAACCAAAACCAAGCUGGAUUUCCGUAACACGCUGUAAAAGGGGUAUUUUUCGUUGGGAUUCCAAGUUACGGUAAAAUGUUUGUUUAGGAUGAUCAAUAAAUUGGAAUCUUAUACCGUGUA
This is a messenger RNA of Aedes aegypti (yellow fever mosquito), 1509 nucleotides long. RefSeq names its product NADH dehydrogenase [ubiquinone] 1 alpha subcomplex subunit 10, mitochondrial (gene ND-42). The transcript has 3 exons. Gene Ontology annotation, cellular component: cytoplasm. NCBI's taxonomy places the organism in Eukaryota, Metazoa, Arthropoda, Insecta, Diptera, Culicidae. The record is from RefSeq and is a predicted model, not a curated record. Gene Ontology annotation, biological process: mitochondrial electron transport, NADH to ubiquinone. The coding region runs from base 203 to 1426 and encodes 407 amino acids.